ACGCAUGCGCCCUCCCAAAUUUCCUGUUGUAUUUUCAAUUACUGGAGCAAACUUUUCCUGUUACGGCAAAGGUAGCUCGCCAGGUGAGAGUGGGUCUUCCCGAAACACCCUUUCCCCUCUCCGCAGUUUUCCCGAAACAAACGACAACAUUUCGUUGAAAGACCGAGGAUAGCUCGGGAACGACCGGCCGUCGUUGUAAAACACCUGGAACUUGCUUGGGGAGGAUCCGGUUUGUAUGAAAAAAAAGGGGUCAGGUGGAAGCAGGAGGGAAUCCGGCUUCUGCUUCAUCACCGCCCAACAUGCCCAGAGCCUUCCUGGUGAAAAGGAAGGAGCCGUAUCCGGAGGUCCGCGACUGGAAUGAGCUACCGGACGAGGAGAGAGCCGACACCUACAUACCAGUCAAUUUGAGCUGUUUCUUGAGUUACGAAGAAGAAAGAGAGACCGAGGAUCCUACACCCGGAACAACUGGUUUAGACAAACUGCUGAACGAUUCAGACGAGCGCCGCCUCCCAUGCAAGACCGAACCGGGCCAGGAGAAUGCAGAGGAGCAAGUUCUGGGAUCGGAAUUCAAAAAGUGCAGCGUCUUGCGAACGAAAAUCAAGAUCACAACCGGGGAGUGCAGCGACGCCACAUUCCGCUGCCAGGUGUGUAGUAAAGGCUUCCGGCUACAGCGCAUGCUCAACCGGCACCUGAAGUGUCACAGCCAAGUGAAGCGUCACCUGUGCACGUACUGCGGCAAAGGCUUCAAUGACACCUUCGACCUGAAGAGACACGUCAGGACGCACACCGGAAUUCGCCCUUAUAAAUGCAGCCUUUGCCAUAAAGCCUUUACGCAGAGAUGCUCUUUGGAAUCACACCUCAAGAAGAUCCAUGGAGUGACACAGAAGUACAGCUACAAGGAGAGGAGGGCAAAGCUCUAUGUCUGUGAAGAAUGUGGGUUCACAGCCAUGAACCAAGAGGACCUUUACCUUCACAUGAAGCAGAAUCACCCAGAAAACCCACUUCUUAAAAAGACUUCCAAGAAAAUAGCUGCAGCUUUGCAGAACAAACUCAACUCGGUACUGCAUAACAAUGAUGAAAAUAAGGAUUCUGAAUAGGAGCAAAAGUAGACACAAUAGUAUCUGUGGUGAAGUUUUGAUCCUUACCGUGCUGGAUAAAUAAAACUUCUGAUCAGCAUCACCAUAUUAAAACAGCAGGAAGAUUCCCUUAAAUUGCUAGUGUAAACCAACUCCUUUAAAACCUAUUUGCCAGAUAUAGCAAUCAGAGUAAACCUUUACACUGCUGUUACUGAUCCAGUAUUCUAAAGGGCCACACUUUAAAAAAAAUUCUCAAUACUUGGGUAUCAUUAUCAAUUUAUUUCCCAUUCCUAGUUGUCCUGAAGAGGUGGCCUUGGGAUGCCUUCAUUAAUUGUUAUUGUUUUGUAUUUGAUCUAACACAACCAAUGACAUGCUAGGCCAAUUCAGGUGGCUGUUAACCAAACGGCUAAGUGUACAAAUGGUGCUUUGGGCUUUUCAACACUUCUCUGUAGAUUUUGUUCUUUUAAGAUAUAUCUUGUUUACCAUUUUUCUUGUUUUUUUUUUAAUUUGUUGGUUCAGGGUACAUUUUUGCUCCACAGUGGAAUAUACUUUAUUCAUUUGUAGCCUUCUGAAUUUUAAAAAGAGUUGUGUAUCAAGCAAGAUAUUAUGAAUUUCCAAAAUUCAGUACAAAUUUCUUAUUUUAGUAUGGAGAAUUUAGGAAAUAUUAAAUACAGAUAAUUUAAUGCAUAACAUUCCAAAAAGGAGUCCUGUAUAAACAUUGUAAAAAUACUUUAUACUACUAAGAGGAAUUGAAAUAUAUGGUAUGCUGUUUUCUACCUGUCCGUUUAUUAAAAAAAUUCCUUGAGCUUU
Messenger RNA from Carcharodon carcharias (great white shark), 1886 nucleotides. RefSeq names its product transcription factor Ovo-like 2. The record is from RefSeq and is a predicted model, not a curated record. The transcript has 4 exons. Gene Ontology annotation, biological process: epidermal cell differentiation; regulation of transcription by RNA polymerase II. Bases 300 to 1097 code for a protein of 265 amino acids. NCBI's taxonomy places the organism in Eukaryota, Metazoa, Chordata, Chondrichthyes, Lamniformes, Lamnidae. Gene Ontology annotation, cellular component: nucleus. Gene Ontology annotation, molecular function: DNA-binding transcription factor activity, RNA polymerase II-specific; RNA polymerase II cis-regulatory region sequence-specific DNA binding.